This is a messenger RNA of Camelina sativa (false flax), 285 nucleotides long. Lineage: Eukaryota; Viridiplantae; Streptophyta; Magnoliopsida; Brassicales; Brassicaceae. The record is from RefSeq and is a predicted model, not a curated record.
AUGAUGGUCUUGUGUGCAAAUUUUGGUAGAUUAGGGAGGUUACAAGAUAGCAAUGCGGUUCUUGCAUACUACAAUGAAUUUGCAGAGAAUUGCUUUGCUGAUGUAUCGUUGGAAUUCGCUAGAAACACCCGUCUUUUGAAAUCAAUGAAAGCAGACCUCGAUUACAUUUUCUUGAAACUAAGGAGCAUCAAAAGUAAGAUUCUUGCUACAUAUCCAGACGCAUUUCCAGAUGAUUCUACUAGUGAUGCGUUUGAUCGAAGGCCUGAUCUCGAGUUGCCUCAGUAA